This is a messenger RNA of Telopea speciosissima, 1980 nucleotides long. Its product is annotated as high mobility group B protein 15-like. The record is from RefSeq and is a predicted model, not a curated record. The transcript is spliced from 7 exons. Gene Ontology annotation, molecular function: DNA binding. The coding region runs from base 182 to 1741 and encodes 519 amino acids. NCBI's taxonomy places the organism in Eukaryota, Viridiplantae, Streptophyta, Magnoliopsida, Proteales, Proteaceae.
GUUUGGAUCGUGGAGUCAUUUGGAAUUGGGGGGUCUUCUUCUUCUGUGUCUUUGGUCUGGCCUAUGUUUUCUGAACUCUGUUUCAAAGCUUGAAGGUGGGCAAUGCAGGGAGUAGUCAAUAGGGGCGAUUCAUGGCUGCAGUGCCAGCUUUGUUGUAUGAUGGAGAUUUUUUGGGCUCUGAAUGUCUCUCUGGUUACAGUGUCUUUGGUUUGUUCUUCUUCUGGGUUAUUAUUACCUCCGGGGUUACAAGUCUCAGAACCCGCAAAAGUUUUACGAAGAGCAGUUCAAGGAAGACAUGGUUGAGAGAGGAAGAGGAACAGAGGAUCAGGGUCCGAGUUGUCGAAGAGAUUUGGCAAUGGUGUCAUCUUCUUCUGCAUGUUAUGCAAAGCCAUUACCCAUUAGAGAGGCACCUUCGAACUACCGUCCAUAUCCUCCGCCCCUUGCGAAGUACCAGGAUGUUGUAGCAGACCGAAAGCUUUUCAUGGAUUCCCUGGAAAAGCUUCAUAGUACCAUGGGAACUAAAUUUAUGAUCCCCACAAUAGGUGGCAAAGAGCUAGACUUACAUCGGCUCUUUGUAGAGGUGACUUCCCGGGGUGGUCUCGAACAGGUAAUUAGAGACAGGAGAUGGAAAGAAGUAACUGCUGUUUUCAAUUUUCCCGCUACAGCUACAAAUGCAUCUUUUGUCUUGCGCAAGUACUACAUUUCCUUGCUUCAUCAUUAUGAGCAGAUCUACUUAUUUGGAGCCCAAGAUUGGACCUCACCACCUGCUGUUCCUUUGCAUUCUCCAUCUCCCAUGCCAGUUCCACAUCGAGGGCCAGUUGAACCAGUGCUACCAUCAGCAGAAACUCAAGCAAAUGUUACCGUCAAACGAAGGAAAAGUACUGGGGAGUUCUUGCCUGCAAGUCCACCACCACCCAUGCUUUGUCCUGUUGUUGGGGUCAUUGAUGGAAAAUUUGAACAUGGUUAUCUUGUUAGUGUUAUGGUUGGCACCCAGCAGCUGAAAGGUGUCCUGUAUCAUGCUAAUGAACUCUCAGUUGGCCAAAUGCCACAAUAUUCUGGUUAUCUUGCCAAUAAUAGUGGCAGGGAUGCUUCUGGGACAGGCACACGCCGCCGUAGGCGUCGGAAGAAAUCAGAAAUAAGAAGGCGAGAUCCUGCCCACCCAAAACUUAACAGAAGUGGCUAUAACUUCUUCUUUGCUGAGCAGCAUGCCAGGCUGAAACUACUCCACCCUGGAAAGGAUAGAGAAAUAAGUAAGAUGAUUGGCGAAUUGUGGAACAAACUAACAGAGACUGAGAAAGCUGUUUACCAGGAGAAAGGCUUUAAGGAUAAAGAGAGGUACAGAAGUGAGAUGGUGGUAUACAGGGAGAGACAGAGAACUGGAGGAGUUAUCAGUGAUGCUGUUCCAAUCCAGCAGCGACAUGCAGGACCAGAUGUAGCAGUGGUGGAAGUGGAUCCAAACAUAGAUGCUGAAGAAGGUGACUCCCUUCAAACAAUUGAGAGUGACACUAGUUCUGGAGUGUCUGAUUCUGAGGAGGAGAAAACUGCAGAGAUUGAAAAAUCUCCGGUGGCAGGAAAUGGAUCUGAAUCUGCCAGUGCAGUUCCAGGGGUAAAAACAGAGGGAGAUGAUUUUGAGUUGCUGAAUAGGGAUCAGAAGGUAGAUGAGAACAAGGUUCAGGGCUCGGGUUUGGAUAAUGUUUCAGGGCCUAUAAAGGAAGAAUCAGUAGCUAGUGAAGGACAUUGAUCUGAUGGGGGAAUUGGUAUAUUCUUGAAAAGGUUUUGGCUCCAGUCAUUCAUCACUUUUGGUGCAUUUGUAGAAUCAGGUCAUUGUUCUUCUUUUUUUACUGUUGACUUUAUUAUAGGAUAUGUAACAAAUGUUGUUCCUUGUUUUGUGGAAUUAUUUAUUUUCUAAGAUUCUGGACAGUGUUGUAGUUGGAAAGUGUUUAAUGCAUUCAAGUAUAGUAAACUUGUUUUCUCAUUUAA